AUGGUGGAGAAGGAUUGGGUGCAUCUUUCCAGAGCUGAUCCUGCGUAUGAGAGAGGGGCUUUGAAUUUUGUACAAGAAGUGGCCGCUGCAUUUGGAGACGUUGACAUGAUAAUAUGUCCUUGCAUUGACUGCCGUAACAUAGAUCGUCACUUAGGAAGUGUUAUAGUUGAUCAUCUUGUCACAAGAGGAAUGGAUGAGGCUUACAAGAUGAGGUCUAAUUGGUAUCUUCAUGGAGAAUUGAAAUCAGGGGUUCAAGAUGAACGGAACCCGAGUCAAUGGAAUGAUGAAAUCUUUGGGUUAUUUCAAGCUGCUGAGUUUACGGAUGAAGAGUUUGCUACAAAGUCUGAUUUGUGCGAGAUUGCAGAGGGCGAGGACAGGGAAGAAGAUGAGUUCCUCGCAAAGCUUGCAAAUGCUGGAACACCAUUGUAUCCAUGUUGUGUGAGCCAUAGUAAGUUGUCUGUAAUUGUAUCGUUGUUUAGACUCAAGACGCAGAAUGGCUUGUCUGACAAAAGCUUCAACGAUCUGCUAGAGACAUUGCCAGAGAUGUUACCGGAGGAUAAUGUGCUACAUACUUCAUUAUACGAGGUGAAGAAAUUUCUGAAAUCCUUUGACAUGGGUUAUGAGAAGACACAUGCAUGUGUCAAUGACUGUUGCCUAUUCCGAAAGAAGUAUAACAAGCUAGAGAAAUGUCCUAAGUGUAUGGCUUCUAGAUGGAAGACUAACAUGCACAAUGGAGAGGAGAUGAAAGGUGUCCCACAUAAGGUGUUACGGUAUUUUCCAAUAAUCCCAAGACUGAAGAGAAUGUUAGACUCAGUAACGUGGGAUCAGAUGGACGAGAAAUAUCCUGCCUUUGCAGCUGAAGAGAGAAACGUUCGGCUAGGACUGUCUACGGAUGGAUUUAAUCCAUUCAACAUGAAGAAUUCUAAGUAUAGUUGCUGGCCAGUUUUGUUAGUGAACUACAAUUUGCUGCCUGACUUAUGCAUGAAGAAGGAGAACAUCAUGCUUACGUUGUUGAUUCCUGGACCGAAACAGCCUGGUAACAGUCUUGAUGUUUACUUAGAACCUCUAAUAGAGAAUCUAGACCACCUAUGGAAGAAUGGAGAACAAACAUAUGAUGCCUUCAGUAAAUGUACUUUCAAUCUUCGAGCAAUGCUGCUUUGGACGAUCAGUGAUUUCCCUGCCUAUGGAAAUCUCGCAGGCUGCACAGUGAAGGGUAAAAUGGCAUGUCCAUUGUGUGGAAAAAACACAAACAGUAUGUGGUUGAAGUUCAGCAGGAAGCAUGUCUAUAUGUGCCAUAGAAAGGGUUUGCCACCAUCACAUAGUUAUAGAGGACAGAAGGCUCGGUUUGAUGGAAAAGCUGAACAUGGGAGGAAGGGAAGGAUAUUAACUGGUCAUGAAAUUUCUCAAAAUCUGAGGAAUUUCAAAAAUGACUUCGGAAAUUUAAAACAAUCUGCAUCUAAGAGAAAAAAACCUGUUUACACCAGACUAGGCUCCGAUAGUGAUGACAGUGAGUCAGAGGGAGAAGAAGAUGAGGAAAUAGAAAUAGACAAGGAGGAAUUAUCCAGAUGGAAAAAAAGGUUUAUCUUCUUCAAGCUUCCUUAUUGGGAGGAACUCCCUGUGCGGCACAAUUUGGAUGUAAUGCAUAUUGAGAGAAAUGUCGCAGCAAGUAUUGUGUCUACGGUGUUACACUGUGGGAAAUCUAAGGACGGUAUCCAAGCUAGAAAGGAUUUAGAGGAUCUCGGUAUUAGAAAGGAUUUGCACCCUUGCACACAAGGAAAAAGAACAUACCUUCCGGCAGCUCCAUGGUCGUUGUCUAAAACAGAAAAGAAAGUCUUUUGCAGGCGGCUUUUUGACUUCAAAGGCCCAGACGGCUAUUGUUCUGAUAUAUCCAGAGGCGUAUCAUUAGAUGAUUGCAAGGUAGCGGGUCUCAAAUCACAUGAUUAUCAUGUGUUAAUGCAACAGCUUCUUCCGAUUGCACUAAGAGGGUUGUUACCAAAAGGUCCUAGAGUGGCAAUAGUACGUUUAUGCGCCUUCUUCAGCCACUUGUGUCAGCGAGUAAUAGAUAGAGAGCAGAUUUUGGUAAUGGAAGCUGAGAUAGUAGAAACUCUCUGCAUGUUAGAACGAUUUUUCCCACCAAGCUUCUUUGAUAUCAUGGUACACUUAACCGUACAUCUAGGAAGGGAAGUUCGACUUGGUGGACCAGUUCACUUUAGAUGGAUGUACCCAUUUGAGAGAUAUAUGAAAGUUAUGAAAGAUUUUGUUAGAAAUCCGGCUAGGCCAGAAGGGUGUAUUGCUGAGUCUUAUCUUGCUGAGGAGUGCAUCCAGUUCUGCAGCGAGUUUUUGAAGAAGACAACAAACGUACAAGAUAAGGUAGAUAGAAAUACAGAGUACGAGAACAGCUCUAUACUAGAAGGUCGUCCUCUAUCUGCAGGCACUACUAUUUGCCUUUCAGAAGCAGAGAUGAAAAUGGCUCAUCUCGCUGUCAUCCAAAAUAUGGCUGUCAUUGAUCCGUAUGUCGAAUACCUCUUGAUUCAGACGAGCAUGGGGAAACACUCAAAUGGUUGGCGUAUGGACCACGUUGCUCUGCACGGUCCAGUAUGUAGGUCUAGUGCGAAAGACACAUCACAGGUGGUUGACUUGGUUUCAUACUAUGGCAGAGUAACAGAUAUUAUACUCGUGGAUUAUAAUGUGUUUUAUGUUCCUCUGUUCCGAUGUCAAUGGGCAGUAAAGGGUAAUGGAGUUAAGGUAGAAGAGGGUUUCACAUUAGUUAACAUGAAUCAUAGUCAAGUCUCUCUUUCAAAGGACCCAUAUAUCUUAGCCUCUCACGCAAAGCAAGUGUUUUACUUAAGAGAAGACGAGUCCUCAAAUUGGCAUGUUGUUAUGCGAGGUCCCUCACGGAGAUACAGUAAGAAAGAGUUUGAUGAUGGACUUGCAGAUUUAGCACCAUUGCCAUCAAAUGUUGUCAUGGAUAUUGACAUGGAUGAAGCAGAAAGUAUUCGGGCUGAUUGUGAAGGCAUAUAUGUUUUAAAUGUAGUUUCUUGA
This is a messenger RNA of Microthlaspi erraticum, 3042 nucleotides long. The record is from the annotation of a GenBank genome assembly. NCBI's taxonomy places the organism in Eukaryota, Viridiplantae, Streptophyta, Magnoliopsida, Brassicales, Brassicaceae.